GCCACACCAAGGUCUGUGCAUCUCUGAGGACUGAUGCCCGAGGAUGGGGGACUGGAAUCUGCUGCUGCUGAGCGUGAGCGAGGAGGUGAUGCAGAGACUCGGCAAAAAACUGGACAAUCCCACCAAUGGGUGGCGCAGGUUAGCCAGAAUGGUGGGCAUCGAGCAGCGAUUCCAGUGCAGUGAGAAGGAGAUGGACCAGUGCUCGCUGAAAGUCCUGGAGCCGGUGGGGAGUCCAGGCCGGAGCUUUCUGCAGAUCCUGGCAGAUCGUGGCUGCACCGUCUGGUACCUGCUGAGCUGCCUGGACAGGAUGGACCACAGAGAGGCUGUGGGCUGUCUGCUGCCCCUGGUGCCGGCUGCUGUGUGUAUCACUGUCCAGCCUGAGUCUCGGGAUGUUGUGGUUGGAGAGCGUGUGGUGCUGUACUGUGGGGCAGUGGGAGCCUCGGGGCUCAGCUACCAAUGGUUCCAGGGAUCGCGCGAGGUGGAGCGAGGGACAGGGUCGGAGCUGGUGAUGGAGGCAGUGAGACCGGAGGACGGUGGUUGGUAUAUUUGCCGGGUGCACUGUGCCAGCGGCUUCACCUUUACCAGGUGGAUCAAACUGCGUGUGGCCACAAGCCCUGUCUCAGCCGGCUCGCUUGGCUCAGGCUACGUUUGCAGCCUACGGAUCCUGGUGCACCCCAACUCCCUGAGACUGCAGGAAGGUCAGCACAUGAGCCUCCAGUGCUCAGCUACGGGGACACCCCCUCCUCAGUACCAGUGGUUCAGGAACAAUCAAUCCAUCCCUGACGCCACAGAAAGCUCUCUCAAGGUAACAGGCGUCACCACGGCCGAUCGCGGGGUCUACUGCUGCCGUGUCUACAACCUCUACCAGCAGGUCCUGAGCAGAGAGGCUCAUGUGGAGAUCGGACCCAACAGCUCCUUCAAUGAGACGUUCCUGGGCGAAUCGGAGAGAGGACUCCCGGCACUGCCUGGCCCCCUGAACACCAACACCCAGCCCCGUUUGCUUGCGACAGACAAGGUGGCUCUGCUGAUGGGGAACAUGAACUAUCAGCACCACAAGCAGCUGCGAGCCCCCAUGGUGGACGUGCACGAACUGACCAACCUCCUGAGGCAGCUGGACUUCAAGGUUGUGUCACUGCUGGACCUGAGCAGGCGGGAGAUGCAGAAAGCGGUCAACGAGUUCCUGCUGCUGCUCGACAAGGGAGUCUAUGGUUUGCUUUACUACGCGGGUCAUGGAUACGAAAACUACGGCAACAGCUUCAUGGUGCCCAUUGAUGCUCCCGACUCGUACACAUCGGAGCACUGCCUGUGUGUGCAGGGAAUCCUGCAGCGCAUGCAGGACAAGCAGACCCGCCUCAACGUCUUCCUGCUCGACAUGUGCCGCAAGAGGAACCUACAUGAUGGAAUCAUUCCGCGACUGGAAGCCUUUCGAGUCACCGCCAACAUCGUUUUUGGUUAUGCCACCUGCCUGGAUGCCGAGGCGUAUGAAAUCAGUCACGGGAAUCGGUCCAACGGGAUCUUCAUCAGCUUUUUGAAGAAACGUUUGUUGGAGGAUGAAAAAAUCACUGUCCUGCUGGAUAAAGUGGCUGAAGACAUGGGCACCUACGAGCUGACCAAGGGGAAACAGGCCCUGGAGAUCAGGAGCAGCCUAUCAGAGAGGCGGGCACUGACUGACCACAUCCAACAGUUCAACAGCUGUGAUAAAAGCUCGGCCAGGAACUUACAAUGGGCUAAAGCUCACGAGCUCCCUGAGAGCAGGUUUGUGACGUUCGACUGUGGGGUCAGCGUGAGGCUGGGAUUUGCGGCCGAGUUCUCCAACAUUAUGAUGAUUUACACCCAGAUCGUGCAGAUUCCAGACGGCAUCUUACACUGUGAAGCCACACUCACGGACUUCUCUGAGGAUCUGGAUGUUGACAUCAAGCAGACGAAUAAAGACUGCCCCGAGGAGACAGGCAGCGUUCUCUUCACCUUCAGAAACUUUGACUGUGCCGAUCGGUGUCUGUACACAAGGCUCAGCAAGCUCCAGAAACUGCGGAAGGAGUUGAGGUUCUGUGUUUGCCUCCAGUACUGUUACCAAGGUCUGCUCGAGAGUGUGGUGGAGAAGCAGAUGGUGGACGUCGGGAAGCCGCUCGUGGCUAAGCUGAACCUCCACGACUCCCACGCCUUGAACGACUAUUUCUACCUUCAUGGGCCCCUCCGCAAUUCCUCCAGCGACCCCUCGCAGAGGUUCAGUCAGGGCAGCAGACCCUUACCCCCAACUUCACUGCGGACAGCCAACAGCCUGACCGACCUUGCACUCUCUGCCGAUUUGCACAGCGUUCAGUCUACCGACUUCUACCGGACCGCAAUGCAGUUCAGGGGCGGCUACGUGCCUGAUGUGAGGCCACGGGGAGGCGGGGAAAGGGGGGCGCUGACCAGUGCUGGGGUCACUCUGGCCAAUAUGUCAGCAGCCCGGCCAGCCUCCGAGCCACGCUAUGCAACUCUGCCAAACCUCACACAAAUCUCCAAAAGAAAAAUUUUUCCACGUACUGAUUCCUGGGGCUGGUGGGACCCGAGCUCGCUGUAACUCAGAGACUUUGUGAUGUGUUUGAGCACAGGUGUGUAUCUGCAGCUCUUCAUUUCUGUCCCUGGUAAAGCCUAUGUUCCUAUAAGUACCUCUAAUUCUCUCUAUCACCACCGUUCUGCUCUAUCUCCAUUUCAUCAUUACUACUUUGGUCAUUUUUCCUCUGAAUGUUCCUCUCUUGUCUAUCCCAAACUCCAAAUUCCCAUCCCACGCCCACUUGCUUUCCUACGUCCUCACUGUGAUGAAUCUCAUUGCACUGUCUUCUCCUCUAUCUCAUUGCUCCCGGAACCUCAGAACUAUGGAAAUUCUUCUUUCCUUCAGUCUUCCUCCUCCCUACACUCUACAGGACUCCUCACCUG
Molecule: messenger RNA, 2919 nt
Organism: Callorhinchus milii (elephant shark)
Lineage: Eukaryota; Metazoa; Chordata; Chondrichthyes; Chimaeriformes; Callorhinchidae
Gene: malt2
Product: MALT paracaspase 2
Exons: 17
Coding region: 44-2563 (839 amino acids)
Biological process (GO): proteolysis
Molecular function (GO): cysteine-type endopeptidase activity
Source: RefSeq, a predicted model, not a curated record